CAGCCGCUGUCUGUCCCUCCGCCACGCGGCACGGCGAUAACCAGCAAAAGGUUAUCAGCGUCUCGCUCCCUGGCACCCAGGGCUGAUGCCCCCCUGGUCUCCCCCCGCGCUCACGGAAAGGUCUCUGUGUGCCACUCGAGUGACUCGGCCAGCUAAUUGGGGAGAUAGCGCCAGAGCCGAUGGCCAAAGGCCACCCUUUGUGCGGUGUCUCCGAGGGGCUCCUCAGCAGGGAGGGGGCGGGAUGCUAUAAAGGGUGCUGCCGUGGGGCUCAGGAGGCAGCUGGGAGCUCGUCUGGCCUCGCCGCCCCAAGCAGCCAUGCAGAAGCUCCUCCUGGCGCUGGCUUUUGGGACGCUGCUCUCGGAGCUGAGGCUGGGGGCUGAGGGCCGGAACCCACCCUACGGCGUCAAGCUGUGCGGGAGGGAGUUUAUCCGGGCCGUCAUCUUCACCUGUGGGGGCUCCCGCUGGAGACGGGCAGGUGAUCUCGAUAUCCUGAGCGGCCCCCCUGCAGGGGAAGACUCCUCAGAAACCACGCCUCCAGCGAGUGGGGAUGCCAGCCGCCUGCCCGGGAUGCUGCCCCACCAAGACCUCUCCCCCGACUACCACGAGAGGUGGAGAGGCAAACCGGGCCGCGGCCUCGCCGAGGAGAGCUGGCCUCUGGAGCGCACCGUCCGGGACGUCGUGGCGGGGCUGAGCACCUCGUGCUGUCAAGUGGGGGGCUGCACGCAAAAGCGAGAUCUCAGCCUCCCUGUGCUAGAGGCAGGGGGUUGGGGCAAUGGGGGCUAG
Mauremys mutica (yellowpond turtle) is the source of this 783-nucleotide messenger RNA. It is a transcript of the gene RLN3, whose product is annotated as relaxin 3. Gene Ontology annotation, molecular function: hormone activity. The record is from RefSeq and is a predicted model, not a curated record. Gene Ontology annotation, cellular component: extracellular region. NCBI's taxonomy places the organism in Eukaryota, Metazoa, Chordata, Testudines, Geoemydidae.